GAUGACGUCAGAAGUUGCUUGCCUGAUUGUUUACAUUCCGUCCAAAGGGCAAUAUGACACGAUAACAAUUGUAACAGGUCAGCUGAAGUGUCUUGUACGGAAGUUGUUGUUUCAGAACGCAAAACAAUCGCGGGAAAAUGACCAACACACUCCGAGGAGAGGUAGUGCGACUAUAUAAAACUUUGCUUUUUCUUGGACGCGAGUACCCAAAAGGCGCGGACUAUUUCAGAGACAGACUGAGGGUCGCUUUUGCAAAGAAUAAGGAUGUGCGAGACCCAGAGAAGAUCAAAGAACUCAUCAGCCGAGGAGAAUUUGUGGUGAAAGAGCUGGAAGCGCUGUAUUACCUACGAAAGUACAGAGCUUUGAAGAAGCGAUAUUACGACACAGACAAGUGACUGCUGAAUAAAAUCACUUGGCAAUGCUUUGCCUGUAAUUUCCAUUAACAACAGGGCAAUAGUGGCGGUAAAGAAGCUGUGAACACACUAAAGAUAUCUUUA
Molecule: messenger RNA, 497 nt
Organism: Myxocyprinus asiaticus (Chinese sucker)
Lineage: Eukaryota; Metazoa; Chordata; Actinopteri; Cypriniformes; Catostomidae
Gene: lyrm5b
Product: LYR motif containing 5b
Exons: 3
Coding region: 138-395 (85 amino acids)
Biological process (GO): respiratory electron transport chain
Cellular component (GO): mitochondrion
Source: RefSeq, a predicted model, not a curated record